Molecule: messenger RNA, 5440 nt
Organism: Vicugna pacos (alpaca)
Lineage: Eukaryota; Metazoa; Chordata; Mammalia; Artiodactyla; Camelidae
Source: RefSeq, a predicted model, not a curated record
GCAGCUGCAGGACCAAGAGCCUUGCCUGUGGGAUCGCCUUUCCUCUCUCUCUGUCUCCCUCUGGGAGGAGGAAGAAGGCAUUGAGGCUUCGCCAGUAAGUUCUCAGUGCUGCCAAGUUUCUCCUGGGGGCUGGGCUGGGAGACAAUGGUCCCAGCUGCCUGCCUGGUGGAACGUCUUGUGGAGAAAGGCUCGCAUGCAGGCAGGAGGGAAGAGGGAGGUGGGGAGGGGAGGGUCCCAGAGAUGCCAAGGGGCAGGGAUGGGUGAGCGCCCCCCCUGCUGCAAGGGGCUUGCACAGCAGGUAGGGAGGCUGCUGGGUUCUGUUCCCCGGGCCAUGGGCCUCCAGCAGCAGAAGGGAAUUGGAGCCCUUGGAGGGAAUUGGAGUUCACAGCGGCUGCUGGGACCCUGGGGCAAUUGUCUCCUCCAGCUAAACAGGAGGGUGGCUCAUUUUCAGGAGAGUGAGGGGCCACAGGCCACGUGGACCAAGUGUGGGGAGUGCCUGCAGGCGCUGUGGGCACAGGUGUGUGGUGUGUUCUGCAUCCUAGUGCACCUGGGCGUGUGAGUGUGGACGGUGCGUGUCUGUGGUUACAGCAGACACCCGUGUUGUGGGGGUGUGGGCGAGUUGUGAUGUGCAUUUAUGUGUGUGCGUUUGGGUCCCUGCGUGUGGGUACAGGUGUGUGUGGGGUGCCCACCUGUGUGUCGGGGUCUGCAUGUGUCUGUGCACGGCUGGGUGUGUUGGGUGUGCUGUGCAGGGAGGGGGGUGUGGGUUUGUGAGUGGUGUGUUUCCACAUGUUGGUGUGCACAGGGAGUUGUGCUAUGUGUGUAUUAUGGCAUGUUGUGUUUUGUGUGUAUUGUGUGUGUGUUGUGUGUGUGCACAGGUGUGUGGUCUGUGUCCUGGGGCCACCGCUUCUCUCCCAGCCCUGCCCUGACUCGUGGGAGCUGCAGGGGGCGCCGCUUCCGCCGCGCUGCAGGGGCCUCGGCUCUGCUCGGGACCUGGGUCCGUGCAGCUGAUGGGGGGCGUGGCUGCGGAGGUGGGAGUCCAGGCUCUGAGGGAGCUGGCAUGUGGUCCUUCUGGCCAGUGACACCAGCAGGGUCAGAGGGCAGAGGGGUGGGUUGUGCGUGGUGUGGGACCGCGCGGGAACCACGACAGGUGGGAGGCUGGCUGGCUCUUCCCGGAUCAGGAGCAGAGCCUGUAGGGGCCGAGGCCUGGGGCUCCCGGGGCCCCCGGGCACUUCCGUCUCACUCAGUUCACACAGCUGCCGGCAGCUGGGGAAACAGGCCCCGCAUGACUGAAGCCUUAAUGUUACCAGUAAUAGCAGACAUGGGCCCAGAACCAGCCUCCAGGCCCAGAACUUUCCAGGCCCCGCCGUUUCGUGGGAAUCUCGCCACGUCCCCGAGAAGCCGGUGCCUCAGUUCUCCCGUUUCACAGCUGAGCUAGCUGGGCUUGGAGAUGCUGUGCGGCAUCCUAACGACAAAGGGCAGCUGGGCCAGGGCUCGCCGGGCGUUCUUCCGGGUUCAGCCUCCCCGCGAGCUCACGGCUUAGGUCCGACCGUUGUCUGUGUUUACGCACCAGGAGACUGAGGCUUGAAGAGUGGCUGACUCGCAGACACUAUUUACAGCAGAGCCCAGAACGGGCACUCCUGGUCCUCUCUCAACCUGACUGAGCAGUCCCGUCCCAAGUGCCGGGUUCCUGCGUGUCCCCGGGGCCAGGCUCUCAGAGCAGGCCGGUGUUCACGGAGGCCCGGCCGCGGGCAGUGGAUGCCUCCUGGAGCCCCUCCCCCUCCAGUGCCUGCACAGCCAACACAGAAAUCAGGAAGAGGCCGGGAAACACCCAGCAAGGUGCCCCUGGCUUGCAGGGACACUGUCCCAAGCCCUGUCGUGUACAAGGUGGCCUCGGUCUUCCUGUUGCUCCUCGUGUGUGCUGUGGGCAUUGCGGGCAAUGCCGUGGUGGUCCUGGUGGUGCUGACCACAUAGGACAUACACACACCCACCGACUGCUACCUGGCUCGCCUGGCCCUGGCUGACCUUGCCGUACUGGUGGCUGCAGGGCUGCCCAUCGUCUCCCACAGCUUGGCUGGGCAGUGGGUCUGUGGCUACACUGGCUUCCUGGGCAUCAGUGCCUCCUCUUGCUCCGUCCUGGAGUUCACCGUGGAGAGAUCGGCGCUCCCGGCCCCUCCUGCAUGCCAGGGCUUCCUGGCCGUGAUCCUUGGUAAACUGAGGCUGCUCCCCAUUUAUGGGGGGGAGCCUGUGGGACCCUGGAGUAAACUGGCAUCCAGGGUGGGCGAGGGGGCAGGCACCAGGAAGCAGGUUGUCGUCUCACCACAGCUGCUGACUUGCUGCUGGAUGCCAAGGCACCCUGCACUUCUCUGGGCUCAGUUUCCCUGCCCGGAAUGUGGGCAGUGGACUGGGCACCCUCUCGGGGCUCUUCUGGCUCUGAUCUGUACCCCCGAGAGGCAGACAAGCUCUGCUCUUCCGAUUCACCUUCUGCCCUCUCCUCUCAAGACUGGCUCCUUGUGUUCUGCAGCCUGAGUCUCCCUCAGCAUGGCCACCUCGCUUCCCAGAUGGUCAUGGCCCUCCAGGUCCCUAUAAAAGGGCCAGUUCAACCAUCGAGGCCACAUUUGGUCCCCAGCGGGGAAUCUGAUUGGCCGAGCGGGGUCAGUGUCCCCACCGUGGCCCAAUCACAUGGGCAGGUGGGUGGGUCACAUGACCCUGUGGCCCGCAGGUACAUCGCCAUCUGCCACCGGAUGAGGGCACAUACCGUGUGCACCUUGGCGCAGGCCAAGCGCAUCAUGGCAGGCGUCUAGGGGGCCACGUCCACCUACUGCCUGCUCUGGUUCUUCUUGGUGGACCUCGAUGUGGACGGGGACCGGGGCCUGUGGUGCAGCUACACGGUGUCCCGCGGCCUUUGCCUGCCCAUCUACCUGCUGGACUUCACGGUCUUCUUUGUCACGCCCCUGCUAGUGGCCACCGCCCUCUACGGGCUCAUGGCAAGGAUCUUAUUCCGUGGUUCCCCCCGCCCACUUGCCCCAGCACAGGUGCCAGCAUGCGGGCAGAGAGGCCCGGUGGGAGGCAGGAGCCUGGGAGAGGCAGCCCCGCAGGCCUGGUGGGGACGUGACCGGCAGCUGCCCCCGGGCCAGAGGCUUCCCUUCUCCCAGGAAGCAGCAGCCUCGUCCUGGGGCAGCAGCCAUGGCUGUGGCUCUGGUGGCAUCUGCUUGGCCACCAGCCAUGCGGUGGGCCCAGCACCAGUGGCUCCACAGCCCCGCCAGCCCACAGGUCACCGAGGUGCGAGUGGUGGUCGUGCUGCUCUCUGCCAUCCUGUGGACGCUCAGCCCCCUGGGGGCCCAGCCUCUCCAGGACCCCUGGGUCCUCCUCUUCUGCCGCACCUGAGUCUACACCAACAGCCCCAUCAGCCCCAUCAGCCCCAUCAGCCCCAUCACCUACUGCCUCAGGUCCCAGAAGUCCAGGGCGGUCAUGCGGGUGCCAAGGAGAGGAGCCCGGAGGCGCCCAGCCUGCCUCACCACCACCAGCCACGGUGGGUUCUGAGAGACCCCCCCCCGGAAGAUGCAGAUGGGCAAGAGUGGGGUCGCGGGCCCUCAGGCAGCUGGGCGCCCACCCCAGCAGCAGGGGCCUGGUUUCAGCAUCGUCUGAGGGCUGCCCUCCUCCUGCCUGGCUCCUCCUGCCGCCCUUGGUCUGCUCCCUGCUGGGUCCUGUCUGCUGGCGGCUGGCAGGGCCAGGAGAGGGGCAGACACCCCUUUGCCAGUGGCUCUUAGCUCCCAGCUCCCCAGGGACUUCUGUCCCCGCGAGCUAGGACCUGAGGGUGUCCUGGCCAGGGGGGUUCCAUAAGGGUAGUGCUCCCGCCUCCAGAAGCGCGGGAGGUGAGGAACGGGAGGCUGGGGGUACCCUAGCCUCCAUCGGUGUAGAAUUAUGACCUUCCACUGCUCCUACGUACCACUUCAAGCACUUUUUCCCAGGUAUUACAGGAAUGUGCUUCCAGUCUCUGGUGACACCCUGUCAGUCUGGCUGUGGGCAGAGCUGGCAUGUGGCAUUUUCUAAGGUGGAUGGUGCCACACAGAAAGGGCACCCAGCUCCAACCACCGACACCCAGAGACACCUCAUGCUGCACCCCCACUGGCUUGGAGGUCUUCUCCAACUGGCCACGCACAUGUGCUAAGGACAGCCGGUACCUAAGCCUCCUGCCUCCUUCCCUUUGCGUUCAGCCUGGGUCACAGUCGUCAACAGAGCAGAGUGCUGUGUUUCUUCCAGCACCUCAGCCAGAAGUAGGAAGCCGUUCCUGAGCCCCUCGCCCCCAAGCGUCAAGCUCUGCUCCCGUGAGGCCGGCUUUGACCAGUGCCCCCUUCAUCCAGGGCCCACGGGGGAGUUCAGGGUGUGGGCAGGCUUCCACCUCCAUCUCUUAUCUGGGUGGACACUGCAGCCAAAGGCACUGACAAUUCAGGGGGCAGGUGGCAGAAAGUGCCCCCACCCAGCAGCGAGAUGUGUUUCUGGGCCAGCUUGGGGGGUGCCCAUGGCUCUCAGAACUGCAGGCCCGUUUCCUCCCCUCACUGCCCAGGGACCAGGCUCCCUGUGGAAGUGGGUUCAAAAUGGCGGCUGGGACCCAGAUCAGCAGUCGUCACCUCUGCUGUGACUUCAAGCGCUAGCAGAGCCUGGGCAGAGGGCCUCAUGGGGGCAGCCAGGACCCGGCAGCGCUGGCUCCUGGGUCAAGGGCCCAACAGGCGGCCUGCUGUGUGCUGGCUGGUCCAGCCCCACGCGGGUCGGGGAAAGCGGUGCCUUGACCCGGCCUGGCUGUGGCGCCCAAGCUGGAUGCACUGAUGCUUGGCCCUCCAUAGGUGCACGUGGCUGUCAAUCCUCCUGAGCCACCAGUGAGGGGAGAGUGCAUGGGUAAGUGGGCAUGGCCACUGUACGUGACAGUGCCAGGACAGCGGCCACCUAAGGUGACCAGGGGCCCUGCUGGCCUGUCCACUGGACCCUCCUCCUGGUGGUCCCUACUGACGGUUAGGGGCCCCAGGCCCGGGAAAAGCCCAGUGCACGCAGGACUCACGUUUACCCCAGUGAUGACCUGGUCGGGGGGACCUCCACCUGUCCCCCUUUUGCGAUGAGGACCCUGAGCCCAGAGACCUUCAGGUGCAGUCACCUGUCCCCCUGUGGGCGCACCUCUGCGAUCAGGACAAAGGCUUGGGGCCCUGACCCAUCCGCAUGCCCUUUGAGAUUAUUUUCCCCUUGGGCUCCUGUGAUGCUCAUUAAAGCAGAUUUUCCGUGGACACUUGGGAGGAAGUCUGGUGUCCAGAGGUGGCCCAAAGGUGGCCUGCGCAGUGGGGCACCUGUGUGGGGCGGAGGCAGGCGGGAAUGAGGGAGUAGGCGGGGCGACAGAGGGGCUGGGUGCAGUGGGCACCUGGGCGUUAGCGUCUCCUGCGGCCGCUGAGGGCCC